CUUGUCUUGACUGGAGCUAUUCAGGUGGCAGACAAGGUGUCCUCGGGCAGGAGCUCCGUGGUGGUUCACUGCAGUGACGGCUGGGACCGGACGGCACAGCUGACGUCGCUGGCCAUGUUGAUGCUCGACAGCUACUACAGAACAAUCGAAGGCUUUGAAGUUCUGGUGCAAAAAGAGUGGAUAAGCUUUGGACAUAAAUUUGCAUCGAGAAUAGGCCAUGGUGAUAAAAAUCAUGCUGAUGCAGACAGAUCGCCCAUCUUUCUCCAGUUUAUUGACUGCGUGUGGCAGAUGUCUAAACAGUUUCCAACGGCCUUUGAAUUCAACGAGCAGUUCUUGAUUACAAUCCUGGAUCACUUGUACAGCUGCCGGUUUGGUACUUUCUUGUAUAACAGCGAGUCUCUUCGAGAAAAAGAGAAAGUGGCUGAGAAAACAUUAUCGUUAUGGUCUUUGAUAAACAGUGAAAAAUCGAAAUACACCAAUCCUUUUUAUACUAAAGAGCUAAAUCGAGCACUCUAUCCAGUAGCCAGUAUGCGUCACUUAGAGCUCUGGGUCAAUUACUACAUCAGGUGGAACCCAAGAAUUCGGCAACAACAGCCAAAUCCAGUGGAGCAGCGUUACAUGGAGCUCCUUGCGUUACGUGACGAUUAUAUAAGGAGACUUGAAGAACUACAGAUCACAAAUAAUUCUAAGAUAUCCAAUUCAUCAGCCUCAUCAGCAUCUCCCUCACAAAUGAUGUCCCAAGUGCAAACACAUUUUUGAAGAAAGUGUUGGCUUCGUUCUAUACUGUAAUAGCAAGCGGUGCUUAACAUAGAUCUAUAGCAUAAAGAGGAGUAUUUUAAUGCCUUACAUUAGACUGUCCUAACACAAAUUAUUUUAGACUGUCUUCAUUUGAGGAUGACUUCGAAACAAACAAAACCAACUCUUCAAUUACGUGCCUUUCCGAACUUGUGGACUGGGAACAUUAUUAAUCAACUUCUAGUUAUGGAGGGCUUUAAGAGUUAUUUUGGAAAGUCUGGUACAAUUGAAAUUGAAAUGAUUUAUUGUUUUCAUAAGAAUGCUUUAAUUUAUUACA
This is a messenger RNA of Tauraco erythrolophus (red-crested turaco), 1072 nucleotides long. The record is from RefSeq and is a predicted model, not a curated record. Lineage: Eukaryota; Metazoa; Chordata; Aves; Musophagiformes; Musophagidae.